Messenger RNA from Prunus dulcis (almond), 480 nucleotides. Its product is annotated as DNA repair protein recA homolog 1, chloroplastic-like. Gene Ontology annotation, molecular function: single-stranded DNA binding; ATP binding; ATP-dependent activity, acting on DNA. Gene Ontology annotation, biological process: DNA repair. The coding region runs from base 1 to 342 and encodes 113 amino acids. Lineage: Eukaryota; Viridiplantae; Streptophyta; Magnoliopsida; Rosales; Rosaceae. The record is from RefSeq and is a predicted model, not a curated record. The transcript has 5 exons.
AUGAGAGACAUGAGAGAGGGUGCCAUUUGCACUAAGUCGUUAGCUGAAUCUGAGAAACAACAUUGGCUCCAAAGAGAGGCUACCUUAGAAGAAACAAUCAAACAAUUACAAAAGGAGACGGACUUGCACAUACAGAAAGAGAUUGGUGUAUACUAUGGUACUCCACAAGCGACAUUUGGAGGAAUUGCAUUAAAAUUCUUUGCCUCAGUUCGGCUUGAAAUAUGUUCUACAGGGAAGAUAAAGUCUGUAAAUGGAGAGGAAGUAAUUGGAGUUCGGGUUCAUGUAAGAGUGCAAAAGAGCAAGGUAAUUUUGAAUGCAUCAAAAUGGAUUCUGUAUCUAUGAGGGUUGUACACCAUGUACAGAAAUAACAUUUCUAUUACUUUUGCCUUUAUGAUUACUUGAGCAGUAAUUGCACUUUCAAUAUAAAUUUCAUAACUGGUAUGAAGUAUGACAAGUUGUCUUGCCAAUUCUUAAAGGUUA